Molecule: messenger RNA, 213 nt
Organism: Penicillium argentinense
Lineage: Eukaryota; Fungi; Ascomycota; Eurotiomycetes; Eurotiales; Aspergillaceae
Product: translocon subunit SSS1
Exons: 3
Coding region: 1-213 (70 amino acids)
Biological process (GO): post-translational protein targeting to membrane, translocation; protein targeting
Cellular component (GO): membrane; Ssh1 translocon complex
Molecular function (GO): transmembrane protein transporter activity
Source: RefSeq, a predicted model, not a curated record
AUGUCUGAGACUUUCCAAGAGCUCGCCGAUAUUCCCAAGGACUUUGUCCGCGAGGGUUCCCUCUUCAUCAAGCGCUGCACCAAGCCCGACAAGCGCGAGUUCAUUAAGAUCAGCCAGGCUGUUGGCAUGGGUUUCCUGGUCAUGGGUGCCAUUGGCUACUUCGUUAAGCUGAUUCACAUUCCCGUCAACCAGGUUCUGGUCGGUGGCGCAUAA